This is a messenger RNA of Selaginella moellendorffii, 1258 nucleotides long. RefSeq lists its product as uncharacterized. NCBI's taxonomy places the organism in Eukaryota, Viridiplantae, Streptophyta, Lycopodiopsida, Selaginellales, Selaginellaceae. The record is from RefSeq and is a predicted model, not a curated record. Bases 22 to 1113 code for a protein of 363 amino acids. The transcript is spliced from 11 exons.
GGUUUAUGCGAGCUUCCAGCCAUGGCAGUGGGCUUGCUGCCGGCGCUCGCGAUCACGGCGCCUCCUCCUCCUUAUUUCCGAUGUGAGAACGCGCGGCUCCAGCGCCAGCAUUUCUCGGCAUUGCGAUCGACGAUUCCUCUCAAUGUCAGGCAAUCCAGGCGGCGUUCCUCAAGCGUUCCAAGGCGCAGCGCAGCCGCCGAUGAUCGGGAUUUCUUGGAAGAAUCACCGCCAGUAGUGCCGCAAAAGCAAGAGCAGCGGUGGAGGAUUGGAUGGAAGUGGCUGGGGGUUGUCACCGGUCUCACGGGAUUUCUCUUUGUGGGAUACAUUGCCGUAAAGAGAGUGACAUCGGUGGAUGUAUCGAGCUCCACGCAGCUUGCGCGUAGCGGCUCAGGAUUUUCCUUCACAGCCAACAUCUUCGGGAGGCAAAUCUUUUUGGGAGAGCGAACGCCCGGGUGGAUUUAUUUCCUCUUGCUCAUGGCUGCUGGAUUUGGUCUCUUUGUGAGUGAGGAAGCGCUCAUUGUCUGGGUUGGAGCUGCCAUUGCUCGUAGCUUGACUUGGAACUCAACUCGAGAGGUUUUUUGGUCUUCUGUCUCGCAGAAUGUAACUUUCAUUCUGUCGACGAUCUUGUGGGUUUACUGGGGAGUGUGUAUAAGCGAUAUGGUUCCAUUCUACGCUGGAAAGCUCACAGCGCAAUCCGGUUCUGGGGAGAGUUUCCGCAGCAAGCUAGGAAUCAGCAAGGAGAAGCUAGAAGAGAUCGCUAAAGCUGUUCAACGCUAUGGCAACCUCAUUGGUUUUGUCGAGCGAUUUUCAGUUGGAGCAAGGAAUCCAACUUCAUUUCUCGCCGGAGCCAGUGGGAUUGAAGCCUCGAAGUUCUUUGCGGGAGUUUGCUUGGGCGGCCUUCUGACACUCCCAUUACAGAUGAGCGUUGGUUUCAUGCUUCGUGAUCGACCAGUUGUAGCAUUGGCAGGAGUAGCAGCUUUUGUGGGAAUUUGGACCGUGUUUCCAUACCUCACUGCAACAUUUCUCUCCAUUUUCUACUUGCAAACGAAUCAGCAACAGCAAACCUCCAACACCAGAACUGAGGAAACAAAGGGAGAUCAGGAAACAAAAUAGCGACAAUCGUCAUCGUUCCCACAAUUUUGAUAGAACACAAGGAGAUUGAAUUCAAAGGAAACCAAAAAUAAUGAGCCGCUGGCCUUUUAUAUCACAUUGUUGUGUGUUCUACACCUUUUGGGAGGUCGGGAACGCCAUUGUGACG